Aspergillus steynii IBT 23096 is the source of this 693-nucleotide messenger RNA. RefSeq names its product HAD family hydrolase. Bases 1 to 693 code for a protein of 230 amino acids. The transcript has a single exon. Gene Ontology annotation, biological process: DNA repair; dephosphorylation. Gene Ontology annotation, molecular function: phosphoglycolate phosphatase activity. The record is from RefSeq and is a predicted model, not a curated record. NCBI's taxonomy places the organism in Eukaryota, Fungi, Ascomycota, Eurotiomycetes, Eurotiales, Aspergillaceae.
AUGUACAAACUCGUUAUUUUCGACUUCGAUGGCACGAUCUUUGACACAUAUGAUGCCAUUGAACACUCCAUUCUCUUGACUUUCGAGACGCUCCUCCCCGGCUUCACUCCACCUCCCGAUGAAGUCCGCCGGCUUGUCUCCACGGGCGCUCCGCCGGGAAACACCUUUCGAAGUCUCCAUCCUGGCGUGACUACCUUUGACGAGGAUUAUUGGGUCAAGAAAUAUCGCGAAUUAUAUGCAGUUCACGGCCAACAGCGCGCCAAGCCAUUCCCCGGCGCCGAGCAGGUGCUGAACUCCUUGCGUGCCCGCGAUAUUCCCAUCGUCAUCAUCAGCAACAAGGGCGUUGAGGCUUUAAAAUCGGCUUUGGCCAAGACUGGUCUCUUGGGAUAUUUUCCCCAGCCGUUUAUCCUAGGGGAUGGAGUUCCUGGGGUUACGAGAAAACCCGAUCCUUCCAGCUUCACGGACGUCAUGCUGCCGAGACUGAACGAGCUGUAUGGGGAGAAAGAAGGCGAGGUGCUUAUGGUCGGCGACACUCGAACCGAUAUUCAAUUCGCCCAAAAUAUCAAGGCAAAGGUUUGUUGGUGUCGGUACGGCCAGGGCGACAGCGAGGAAUGUAGUCGCUUGAACCCGGACUUUACCAUUGACUCGGUGAUUGAUCUGUUAGACAUUGUGGGCAUUUCAAAGACGGAGUGA